Molecule: messenger RNA, 1152 nt
Organism: Aspergillus viridinutans
Lineage: Eukaryota; Fungi; Ascomycota; Eurotiomycetes; Eurotiales; Aspergillaceae
Exons: 2
Coding region: 1-1152 (383 amino acids)
Biological process (GO): xenobiotic detoxification by transmembrane export across the plasma membrane
Molecular function (GO): fluconazole transmembrane transporter activity
Source: RefSeq, a predicted model, not a curated record
AUGGGACGAAGUCCGGUAUAUGUUGCAACACUAGUAGUCUUUGUUUUCUUUCAGUUUGGUGUUAUCUACGCGAAGAACUUUGGGAUGCUUCUAGCAUUUCGAUUCAUAACCGGCUUCAUGGGCUCGCCCGUCCUGGCGACAGGGGGAGCCUCGAUGGGAGAUAUGUGGAGCCCUAGAAUCCGCGACUAUAUGAUUGCGGUCUGGGCAAGCUUCGCCGUCGCCGCUCCCGUGCUGGGCCCUCUCGUGGGAGGGUUUGCCUCCUCCGCCAAGGGGUGGACGUGGACUAUCUGGGAGCUGCUUUGGAUAUCCGGCUUUGCCGUGGUUCUUCUCGUCUUCUUUCUGCCCGAGACAUUUGCCCCCAACAUUCUCAGUCGCCGAGCGCGGCGUAUUCGCCGAAUCACAGGUGAUCGGAGAUAUGCGUCCGAGGCUGAGAUUGAGAUUGCUCGGGUUGCUUCCAGGGAUGUCCUCUUUGAAGCGCUGGUCGGUCCAUUCGCGCUUUGCUUCCUCGAACCCAUUGUGCUUCUGAUGAACCUCUACAUUGCCCUUAUCUACGGAAUUCUAUAUAUCUGGUUCGAAGCCUUUCCGAUUGUCUUUGAAGAGAAACACGGCUUUAACCCAGGAGAAACCGGCCUGGCAUUCCUGGGUAUCAUGACAGGGGCGGUAUUCAUUGCUCUCCCGAUAUACUCCUAUUGGAAGUAUCGCUGGCAAUCCAAACACAUCAACCCAGAUGGUCAUCUUUCCCCAGAAGAACACCUCCCUCCAGCAUGCUUUGGAGCUGUGUGUCUGCCAAUAUCCCUUUUCUGGUUUGGUUGGACUGGAAACUUUGCUAGCGUCCAUUGGAUUAUGCCUAUUAUCGCUUCCACGCUGUUUUCCUUUGGGGGAUACCUUAUCUUCAAUGGCAUUUUCUGCUACGAGGCACAGGGGUAUUCGAAAUAUGCAGCCUCGGUCCUUGCCGGAAACGACUUCUUACGAUCAUCUUUCGGCGGCGCCUUCCCCCUAUUUGCGACGCAAAUGUUCCAUAAUCUCGGUGUUGGUUGGGCUUGUACGUUACUGGGUUGCUUGACCGUGCUAUUCGCGCCAUAUCCUUUCUUAUUGUACAUAUACGGGGAGCGCAUCCGGAUGAGGAGCAAGUAUGCCCAGCAUGGUAAGUAG